Messenger RNA from Aureobasidium musti, 1047 nucleotides. The record is from the annotation of a GenBank genome assembly. NCBI's taxonomy places the organism in Eukaryota, Fungi, Ascomycota, Dothideomycetes, Dothideales, Saccotheciaceae.
AUGGGAGAUAACAACCACAGCACCACACAAAUGGCUGCUUCCGACGUAGCCAACGCUAUCAGAGACAAUGGCGAUGCCGGGCAAGAGGCCACGCCGAGCUCGCUCGAGUCGACUCCCGAGCCUUCCACCACUGAGAUAGUACAAGACCAGGCCCAGCCGCAGAAGCGCAAAGGAGGCCGCAAACCCCGCAAGCAAAGGAACAGGCAAGCCCAGGCUGCGUUCCGAGAGAGACGCACCGAAUACAUCAAGCAACUCGAGACCACCAUCAAGCACCAUGAAGAGACACUGCAGACUCUGCAGCAGAGUCACCGUAGUGCGGCUGAUGAAUGUCUCAUGCUCCGUUACAAGAAUUCGCUACUUGAGAGAAUCUUGUUGGAGAAGGGUUCGUUGUUUACUUCCUGGACCACCACCGGUCCCCCGGUCCUGUCGUCGAUCCAGCUGACCAUUGUCUANGGUAUUGAUGUGCAGGCCGAGUUGCAGAUGAAGACGGGCAGUCCUGCUCUCGGACAUUCGUAUAUCCCCCACCAUGCACCGUCGUCAAUGGCAGCUGCUCCUCUGCAACGCACAGCAUUGAACCGACAGCAUGCAAGACGUUCCGGCCAGGUCUACCCUCCACGGAUUGGACCUGGCGCGGGAGCGCAACCAGAUCUUUCCUUUUCUGCUCGUUCCCCUCAGGGUCAUCCCACUCCGUCGUCACAUGCAUCCUCACCUACAGCCUUGUCUACCCAGUCACCCGCUGCUCUACAGCCCGGAGCUAUGACCCCACCAGCGUCGGUACUUACUGGAGGGCAACAGCAACAGUAUGGAGUGGGUCAACCACCUCGUUCGCGCUAUGUUAUGCAGCACCCACCUCAGCACAGAGGCCCUGCCUUCUCGGCCCCCAACGGAGUAUCAAGCUUGUCCGAAUCGACCAACGGAGUAGCAGGCAAUGCAUCGGCAUUCUACCCAUCGCCAUUCCAAAAACACAUUGAACAGCUGGGCAAGUGGUCCCGAUCCCUCUUUCGGGCAUGCUCGAUAGAACUUUGUCGUCCUAGGUUAAUCUCGUGA